AUUGUGGCAGACAUGACUGGGCUAAGAAAUCGGUUCAACGGAUCAGUCUCUGGUCUUCAUCGUCUCCUCCACUUUCUUGGUCUUGAUUCUUCACCUGGAUCUAGUAAAUGGAAAACGAAACUGUGGGGCAGCAUUGUUUUUUUGGUUAUGUUUCAAGCUGGCCUGUACGUGUUCGUUUUGCGGUCUUUUCCUUAUUUUAAAUGCUUCCUCAUCAAAUUGAAUGCCACCAUUACCUUGUUGGACCGCUUCACCCGCUUUUUCAGCGUCGGCAGCAUACACUUAAUUUUACUUUUGAAAUUGGACAGUUUUCUGGACUCAUUUUUCAACCAAUUAAAUCCAAUUGAUUUACAAUUAUGCCUUCCCAAGUUGUCCAGAGUUCGUCGUUUGGCCACCGCCGGAGUAGUUUGGAUCUUUUUCGUGUGUAACAGUCAAGUCAUUUGUGCAACGUACGUGGAGCUUGUUGAAGCUCCAAGAAAAUAUUCCAUCUCUUUACUAGAAAGACUACAGCAAUUCAUUCGUCUUGAGAGUUACAUGAUUUUGGAUGUUUCUGUGGUGAUCUUUUGCACCCUCGGGGAACUGUUGGUGAUCUAUUAUCGACAACUGGCAAAUGACGUAAUUCUUUGUCCGUCUUCAAAAGAUUUCUUCCGCUUCUCAUCCAUUUCAACUCAGCUCUCGUGCACUGCUGCUUUUCUACGAACUCAGUUUUCUAGCAUCUUGUUGGUCAACUGCAUUCAUUCGUUCGUCUGCCUGCUUCUUUUCGCUGAUGCGCUAAUAUCCGAACUUCAAAAUCCUAACUUGAAGAUUACUGCACUUUGGACAUCUAUCGUUUUAAUUGAUUGCUUAGUUCGUUUAUGGUUGAUUGGCCAUACUGCCGACAAAAUUCGCACUGCCAGUCAACGAUGCAUUCGUAGCCUGAGACAUCUGAGAGAUCAUACUUUAUUGGAUAUCAACCCUUCGUAUCAGCGCAAUCAGAUUACAUUGGCUAUAGUGGAAAUUCCCAGGACGCUACCACAUUUUAAGUUGUUCGGGAUGAUCACAUUGUCCAAGGAACUCGUGUUUGGGGUAUAAUUUGAACAUAACUAACUUCAUAUCUUCGGUUCUCCAUAUUUUCGAUUUUCUAAUUAAGUCACUUUUAACAGGUACUGGAGACAA
Molecule: messenger RNA, 1152 nt
Organism: Daphnia magna
Lineage: Eukaryota; Metazoa; Arthropoda; Branchiopoda; Diplostraca; Daphniidae
Exons: 4
Coding region: 13-1068 (351 amino acids)
Source: RefSeq, a predicted model, not a curated record